AUGAAUCAAGUAGCUCCUCGGACCACACCAACAGCAGCAGCAGCAGAUGAAGCGGCGUCAAUUGACAAUCAUGCUGCCAUUAGCAAGCCGUUUUUCAAGUCAACUCAACCUCGCUCCCAUCCUGCUAAUGCCAGUGUCAGCCAUGUUACCACCUCAGCAGAAAUCACUAAUCCAUCUGCCUCCAGCAUCAAUCUCAAGAGUGUGCCCAUACCACCACCAUUGCUGCUGAAACGGCCAUUGAGUCGCUCAUCCAUGUCCUCCAUGGACGACGAUCAUAGCAGUAAACAAAGUGGGUCGGCAGCCUCGUUACCGUCGCAAGUGCCUCCUCCAAUGGCUGGCACACUCAACAAGCCGAUUCCUAUCAAGAAGAAGUCCAUCUGGACGCAUGGAAACAGUGGCGAUGAGAUGACAUCUAGUCUGGGAAGUGAAUCUGACGCUGUAGGCAAUAAAAUAAAGACAUCACACGCAGUAUCAUCAUCCAUGGCAUCGCUUCGUUAUGCAAACAGCCCACCUGCUGGAAGUGGAGGGAAAUACAUGGUAAAGUCCAAGCGGUCAAGUUGGAUUGUUGACGCAGGAGUUGAAAGAGGAGGAGGGGGAGGAGGAAGCAUAGGAGUGCAGCCCACAGCAGCAACCAGUGAUACAAUCAACAGUACGCCUUCGACUCCUGUGAGCCUACCUGAAACCGUCAGAUUUUCAAGAAGUAGAAAGAGUUCCACCAUUGAUGAAAGAUCGAAGCUGAGAGAAAACAACUUUUUCUUUGACAAGCAUCACCGAGCAUCGUCGAUAUCGUCUAUAUUGACAGACAAUAUUAGCGUUUUAUCCGGCUCAGACGAGUACGAGUCUUGUCACGAUAAUGAUGAGUCUGUAACAUCGCCCGCUGGCAUCCAUAGACGCUCUUCAGGCUGUCUGCUUCGAAACAUGUCCAGUGCAGAAUUAACUGGUAUCCUCAAUGGGAAUAUACCCAAUCCCGUUUAUUCACACCCAUCUACCAUACCCGAGUACCAGCAGUCGAUACAGACUUUUCUCAAGCGACAGUUAUCUAAUUCAACCAUGAUAUCGCCUCGUUCGAUUCCUGAAGCAGAUAAAGACGUUGUUGAAAUUGAUUUGGACGAUUCAUUGUCUUGUCCGUACAGUAACGCAGUCGAUGCCCAUUCCAGAUACCAAUCACCGGUAUAUCCAGCCAUCUUUCUCAACGACAAUGAUAACGGCAAUGAUGAAAUAAACCCAAAGAAUAUGCAAGCAGCAGUAAACGAUAGGGAUACCAAUGUGGACAGUAUCUCUGUGCCUGAUGUGAAUGAGGACUAUUUCACUUGGGCAGCACAGCCUUCUCAAGAAUCUAAAAGUGUUCCUAUCCGCCGUCGCUCUCUCUCCAAGGCAACCAAAUCCGCCAACAAAGGUUCUUACGCCUACAAGUUACAAUCAUCACGCUUGGCUAAGAUUAGAAAAUGGUCACCUUAUCACCAUCACCAUCAUUAUCAACACACACGCCCAAAUUGGAUCAAUUGGAUGGAUGCCAGUGUUAUCGCUACAAAUGACAAGAUUGCGUCUUGGUGGAAUAGUAUUAUCCAGCAAUUAGAUAACGCUGAUUCAGUGCAACAACAACAACAACAACCUCCUCCUGCUGCUCCAUCAGAUAAAAAGCAGCACAAACAUCAUAUGUCACUUCAUUUACAUGACCUUCCAUAUCGAUUUCCUGCUUCUGCUUCUACAACAACUGAACCUGUUGUCAAUAACAACAGUAGCAGUACAGCGUGUAGUACGCCCACACGAUCCCACCAUGUUAGCGUAGGCUACAGAUUCAACCAUCCCAACAAGAAUCCAUUUCAACAUUUUGGCGAGAAUUACGAUUCCUUCACAUCGCCGCAUAGAAUACCCUCCAAUACCAAGCAGCAGAGCGCUUGCCCCAGACUCACCAUCAAGACCCGGUUGUACGCUGCCAAAGAAGCCUGUAAUCUGGAAUUGCGCAGAAUCAUUGAUGGACUCAACGAAUACGUGGAAAAAGGAUUGCUUUACCAGAAAGAAGAACAAGAAUUGUUAAACUGGGAUGCCUCCAUCAAGCAACAAUACACGAGUAGUACCAGUAAUGAGGAGGAGGAGGACAUGGUCGCCAUGAUAUCCGAAGACUCUUAUUUGCCAACGCCCUUUAUCCUGACACUACAAGACGUUAUUUGUUUAGCUCAAAGUGUUUUGGAUACUGAUUUGGAAAUUUUUUUGGAGAAUUCAGGUGCAUGUGCGGAUACUGUUUCAAGCAUCCAAGCAGUAGGCUUAAAGUGGGAGUAUCACAAGGAAUGGCCAUGCAGAGAGUGGUAUGUGAGGCUUCUUUUGAGUGUAGCAGCAUUGAAUCGAGUCGUUGAAUGGUGGCAAGCAGAACGCAGCUUUUGGUCCAGUGCCACCACGACUACUGCGACCGUCAUUCCUACGCCUACCACCACAUCCAACAGCACAACUACCACGGUAACUCCAUUGUUCAAGCCAGCAAUGCUGACAGAAGAAGCUGCGUCAUCUGUCUCUACACUGAGGACCAGAGACAACAGUGUCUUGUCCAGUACAUGCCAUCCCAACGAAGAUGAGACGUGUCAACUGCAAGAAGAAGCAGACAUUGGCCAGAGCAGAACCAUUGUGAUGGAGCUAUCCUUGACCUCCUCCAUCAUACAAUAUCUAAGUCCUGUCUGGCAUGAUGUGAUUGGCACAAGACCACAGUCGAUGAUAGGCCUGAGUAUAUCGCAGCUCCUGGAGCAUCAAGACAAGGAUGUCUUCUGUACAGCUACAGCAGAGAUGCUAGCAGACGACUCGAGAACAGUAGAACUGUUAUUCCAUGUCAUCAAUGAUCAAGACCCCAAGAAGCCUUUUGUGAUGGAGGGCAAAGGCAUGCUGAUGUACAACCAUGUUACAGGCGAGCCAAGCCAUACCAUGUGGGUCAUCAAGCUGUUGGAAAUGUCCAGGCGAUGGUCCACCCUCAUUGAUCAAGUUACUAGUGCGCCCGUGUCUGAUCUACUACCUCUGGAAAAACCGCCCUUUCUGUCCGAGAAAAAGAUGCCAUCCUUCUCUGUCAUAGAAAGCAUCAAAACAGUAGCCAUGAGAAGAGCCAUAUCACAGGGUGGGACACUUGUAUCUCAAAAUAUCGAUUCCACUAGCCAUCUCCUCACGCUGUCUCCCGCGCUGUGCAAUAUAUGCGAAAGAUGGGUGGUAGCAGCCUUCUUUGAGCAACACGCCGAGCUGUGUGCAGAGAUUCAUCGUGCUGAGAUGGACGUGGUGACAUGUAACGACAGCCUUACCGAGUUGAGACACUAUGUGCAAGGCCUGUGUGAUCUGACAAGCUCAGAGGUGCAAGAACUAGAGAGUAACCCUGAAUCGCACUUGCUGCAUCAAGUAGAUACUAUAUUUGAAGACGACGAAAACGAUGCUGCCAGCAUUAACAGUGAAAAAGACUCUAUCUUUGGUGAAUCAUUGCCUUUGGAAGAAGACAAGGUAUCUCCCUUGGAGAGAAAGCGAUCAGAGCUAGAGAAGUACAUGUGUUUGCUAGACAUUAUGAACACUGCGCUAUCUAUCGCUACACCUGGCAGCGAUGAUAUAGCAACAGACGAGGAGGCUACCACUGAUGCACAUGGUCCACACUCACCGCGCUUGAAACAGUCUUCUGUGUCCAAAGCAAAGAUCAUUCAAAUUUUGUAUUGGCGUGCACCACAAGCUGAUGAUGCUGACACAGAAUCACUGAUUCAUGACAUUGAAGUCAUUAUCAAGUCCAAAGUGGAUUCAGUGAACCGAAUGCAGGACUGUCUUGAGUAUAACGAACGCACAAGAAAGAGCUUUCAAAUGAAUAUCGUGUGUGAUAGUGAAUGGUCUGAAUUCGUUGUGUCUCCACAAGAUGAAAACAAGCUGCAAGAAACGGAGGUACCCGAAGCAGCAGCGAGAGAGAUCCAGCAACAAUCAGAAGCGCCUCCAGCUGCCGAGCAGAGCAGCCAACAGCGCAUUCCUCCUCCACCACCGCCAACGUCAGCAGCAAAGAAGCCAACUGAAGACGAAGACAAGGGCAAUGUCAACCGCAAAAAGAGCAUUUUCAAAAAGAUUAAAGACUGGAAAUCCAAAGGAAGACGUUGCAGUAGCAAGCAAUCUAAGCGAACCUCCAAGCGCAGGCAAAACAACAGCAACAGCAGUGCCAGCACCUCGGGCCAUAUACCACCACCAGUAUCCACAAACACCACAACGGCUACUUUUUCAGCACAUCACUCGUCCAUCAACAGCACGCGCAUCCUGGAAAUGGAGGUAAUUGAUACACCAAUGGCAUCUCCCAAGUUCCCACCUUUGACAGGCUCUGCUGUAGUACCUCCACUCAGAAGAAGCAGCCUCACACAUCAACAACAGCAGCGAAUACAGCAACAAUCCUCGGGCGCUACAACACCAGCACUUAUCAAGUCGCCAUUAUCACCUCUACCUGCUGCCGUGUCGACCACAAGACCAGUGCCACCAAGCAUCAAGGACUUUGAUAUCAUCAAACCCAUCAGUAAAGGAGCAUUUGGCUCUGUCUUUCUAGCAAAAAAGCGAGUAACAGGAGACUAUUACGCUAUCAAGUUCCUUAAAAAGUCGGAUAUGAUUGCAAAGAACCAAGUAACCAAUGUCAAGGCAGAGCGUAUGAUACUGAUGACCCAGACAGAUAGCCCAUUUGUCACCAAACUGUAUUACACAUUCCAGUCGAAAGAUUACCUGUAUCUAGUCAUGGAGUACUUGAAUGGUGGCGACUGCUCGUCACUGAUCAAAGUGCUUGGUACUUUGCCCUGUGAUUGGGCUCGCAAUUACCUGGCUGAAGUGACAUUGGGGUUGAGCUAUCUUCAUGAAAGACACAUUAUUCAUAGAGAUCUGAAGCCUGAUAAUCUACUGAUUGACCAGAAUGGACAUUUGAAAUUGACUGACUUCGGCCUGUCUCGGAUUGGGUUCCUUGACCGUCGUGUGCGAGAUGAAUUAAGCCGUGGACCCUUCUCUCUACUACCAUCCUCACCGGCGCCGUCUCGAUCAGGGACACCUCCUCAGUCCCCAUCAGCAAACACUACGAUGCCCUUAUCCAAUGGCAGCAAUGGAAAGCUCUACAAGCAUUCGUACUUUAGCUUGCUAUUUGACGGCAAAAAGAACAAUCGAGGCUCACAUGCCAGCUCUGCUUCUGGUGAAGGUGGUGAAACUAUCAAUGGCGGAAAUCAACCCUCCUCAUCCACGACAUCCUUUGUACAUAAUGGAGAAACAAUCAACGCUCCUUUGAACUUGCACGACGAUUUGAACCCUACCAGCAGCAGCAGUAGCAAUAGUAUCGCAACUUCGACUGCUUCCACUCGACCACAUCGUCAACGCACAAGCUCUGGCUUGCUUUCCUCCGGACUAAUCACUCCUGUCGCAUUUGUGCAUGGGGCAACCGCUGCAGCAGACAUGAGCAAUACCCACAGCGCUGACAAUGGAGCAGGCGAUGGCAGACAACAACAGCAAGAACAGGCCGUAGGUACACCUGAUUACCUCGCUCCCGAAAGCAUACUGGGUACUGGGCAAGACUCAAUGGUGGACUGGUGGGCUCUCGGUGUCAUUUGCUACGAGUUCUUGUAUGGUUAUCCUCCAUUCCACGCAGAGACACCAGAUAAAGUGUUUGAGAACAUACUUUCCAGAAACAUUGAUUGGCACAAGGACGACAUUAAGCUGCCUGACGAAGCGUACGACUUUAUGGAAAGACUACUGACUCUGGAUCCAGAACAACGACUUGGUCGCAAUGGCCCGGAAGAGGUUCGAGAGCAUCCUUUCUUCAAGGACUUGGACUGGGACACAUUGCUCAGUGAAUCACCCUCGUUUGUACCGCAGCCCAUGAACGAGGAGGACACGGACUAUUUUGAUGCUAGAGGUGCCACUAUGAUGAUGGAACAACAAGAUAAUGUGCAGAACUUGGUGCUGGAAGAAAUCAAAAGAGCGCAAGCGAUCAUCAACCAACAGGAUCCCGAUGAAAUUGCGCUUGUGGAUGGCAAUUCGACACAAACAGCCGAAGCAGCUAAUGAAAAGCCUAGCGAGGUCUCCUUUGAUGAUGUUGAUUUUGGCACCUUUGUAUACAAGAAUCUGCCCGUGCUGGAGAAAGCAAAUGAAGACGCUAUUCGAAAGAUUCGUCACGAACGCAUUGUCGCCAACACAUCGUCGUCAUCAUCAUCUUUGGCUUCUAUGGAAAGAAUGCAUUUCAGGUCUCUUCCUGCUAUUUCACGAAGAAAACGAAGCUCAAUUGCAGAGACAGUGCACUUGAGAAACGGUAGUAACAGUAGCACAGGCAGCAACCAUAGCACCACAUCGUCUCUUCCACCAUUGUCAAUGAUCAAGACCAACACGAGCGCAUCCACAUCAUUACCAUGUACACCUCCACUGGCUUUGUCACCGUCUUCAUCAGCAAAGGCGACAAGUGAUGUUGUGUUUCCAAAUACAAGUACUACACCGACUCAUCGUAGAUCAGUAGACAUAUUUCAGGCUCCUGUCAGUCAUGCAGAGAAACUGAAGAUGGCAGAGGACGCGACACCCAAUCGAGUACGAUCUGUAUCUUCACCUGGCAAUCGAGUGGCAAUUUUAGCGGCAGCAGCAGCCGCCGCAGCAGCAACAGCAUCUGUAGGUUCACCAUCCACCGCCUAUCAAGGCUGUCCUCACGCACCUCCUCCGCCCAUCUCUACUUCGCCUACGUCGACUGCUUCACAUCAUGAUGGCAGCAGUACUAAUAGCAGUUGCACAAACAGCCCCUUAAUCAACAAAUUACAUCGACACAAUAUGUCCUUACCACUCCAAAUAUCGGCUACAGCCCAUCCACUCGAUACAGAAACUUCAUCUCCAUUAUCUGCAAACACCCAAGCUGCUGCAACAACGAGAACGAUAAACUGCUUGAUCGCGGAUGAUAAUCCUAUCAGUUGCAAAAUAUUAGAGACCAUUUUACAUUUGCUGCAGUGUCGUUGUGUGGUUGUUCGCAAUGGUGCUCAAGCUAUUCGGUGUGCUAUGGGAGACAAGGUGCAAUUUGACUUUAUUUUCAUGGAUAUUCGAAUGCCUAUCAUCGAUGGAGAGGCUGCCGCAAGGAUGAUCAAAUCGACAAACAACAUUAACAGAAACACUCCCAUCAUUGCCGUCACUGCAUAUGAGCGAACCCUUCAAUUAGCGAGCGUGUUUGAUGACAUAUUGUGUAAGCCAGUGACAAAAGAGAUUGUUUCUAGAUGCAUUCGCCACUUGAGUGAAUUGCAAACCAACAGCAACAACACAAUCCACUGGUCAUCAAGCAGUGCUUCCACUCAUCAGCCUCAACAUCUAACCGAAGCUAUAUUUCCUUUAUCCACGUCUUCUUCGCCAGUAAAUGCAAAGGACACAUUAGCAUACCCACAUCAGCAUCAGAAUCAUCAAUCAUUUAUAUCACCAUCACCCCCAUCUACAUCCCAUCAUCCGUCACAUUCUGUUUCAAUCAAAAGACUAUCAGAUGCCCCGUCGACACCUCUCGCCUUGGAUUGA
Messenger RNA from Mucor velutinosus, 7491 nucleotides. RefSeq lists its product as uncharacterized. Gene Ontology annotation, cellular component: nucleus; cytoplasm. The record is from RefSeq and is a predicted model, not a curated record. NCBI's taxonomy places the organism in Eukaryota, Fungi, Mucoromycota, Mucoromycetes, Mucorales, Mucoraceae. Bases 1 to 7491 code for a protein of 2496 amino acids. Gene Ontology annotation, biological process: peptidyl-serine phosphorylation; phosphorelay signal transduction system. The transcript is spliced from 6 exons. Gene Ontology annotation, molecular function: protein serine/threonine kinase activity; ATP binding.